GUGGGUAAGACAGAAAUCACGUAGACAGCAGAGCCUAUCUCUCUCCCUCUCUUUAAAUACACACAGACACAACACUCACUCCAUAAUUGAAAUCCAUUCCUUAAAACACAGAAUUUCACAUUUCUCAGAAGCUUGAAGAUCAACAACACAGAGCAAUGGGAACUGAGGUCAAACCUGUAAUGGCGGAUGGGGUAUCUUUUCCUCCCCAAAUCACCAUCUCAAAUCCACUUUCUCUGAUAGCCAAUGGAAUCACAGAUAUAGAGAUCCAUUUCCUGCAGAUAAAGUUCACAGCGAUAGGAGUGUACCUGGACCCAAAAAGCAUAGUUUCCCAUUUACAAAAUUGGAAGGGCAAAACAGCCACAGAGCUCCAACAAGACAACAAAUUCUUCGACGCCAUAGUCGCAGCCCCGUUGGAGAAGCUAGUGAGAGUGGUGGUAAUAAAGGAAAUAAAAGGGUCCCAAUACGCAUCACAGUUGGAGACUGCAGUGAGGGACCGUUUAGCUGAGGAAGAUAAGUUCGAGGAAGAGGAGGAAGAAGCACUGGAAAAGAUUGUCCAAUUCUUCCAGCACAUAUACCUCAGGAAAGACUCGGUCAUCACAAUUUACUUUGACGGUUUUUCGACGGCUCAGAUCGGAUUUUUAGGGGAGGGGAAAGAAGAGGUGAAGCUGGAAGUGAAGAAUGGGAAUGUGGUGGAGAUGAUACAGAAAUGGUAUUUGGGAGGGAGCAGAGGAGUGUCUCCCACAACUAUUUCUUCCUUGGCCUCUGCUCUUUCUGCAGAGCUUUUGAAAUGAAGCUAUUAUUCAUAUUUCAUAUCUCUAUCCAUGGAUAUGUUACACUUCACUUUCAGUGAACUAAUGGAUGGAUUAAGAGUUUGGUUGCUUAAUUGCAAGAAUGGGGAAGAACCAAGAGUGAGAAAUUGUCCUAGUGAUGUUUGUUUAGAAUUUGAAGGUAAUGAGAUUUUGAGUUGGAUUUCACAUAUUUGAGGUUCCACAAGGAUCCAUUGUAUGGAUACCCAAAUAAGAUCGAUAAUUAAACUCGUGAUUUCACGGAUACGAAUUUAUUUCUA
Andrographis paniculata is the source of this 1066-nucleotide messenger RNA. Its product is annotated as probable chalcone--flavanone isomerase 3. The coding region runs from base 156 to 791 and encodes 211 amino acids. Lineage: Eukaryota; Viridiplantae; Streptophyta; Magnoliopsida; Lamiales; Acanthaceae. Gene Ontology annotation, molecular function: intramolecular lyase activity. The transcript is spliced from 4 exons. The record is from RefSeq and is a predicted model, not a curated record.